This is a messenger RNA of Brassica napus (rape), 1377 nucleotides long. Its product is annotated as SNF1-related protein kinase regulatory subunit beta-2. Bases 293 to 1180 code for a protein of 295 amino acids. The record is from RefSeq and is a predicted model, not a curated record. Gene Ontology annotation, molecular function: protein binding. Lineage: Eukaryota; Viridiplantae; Streptophyta; Magnoliopsida; Brassicales; Brassicaceae. The transcript is spliced from 4 exons.
AAAAAAGGACGCUUUUACUGUGCUUCCCCCUCGUCAAAUUCUCCGUCCCUACUAUAGUUUCGAUCAAGUUUGUACGAAAAGCAAGAAUCUUUAAAAACCAAGAGGGUCCUGUCUUUAUAAUCAAAGUGUGUCCGUAAAAACUCUGAUCAGAUCCGGUUUAAUAACAAGAGAGUAUAGAUUCGCCAUCUGUAAUACUUUUUUUUAUUAUUAUAAUAAUAAAGCCCACCCUCCAGAGAGGUUAAGAUAUAAGAUUAGAUUACCCUUUCUUUUGGUUUUUGUGUGUGUGUGUGAUAUGGGAAACGUGAACGCGAGAGAAGAAGAAGAAGAAGAAGAAGAAGAAGAAGAAGCCAAUAGUAACAACCACCACAACGACAACGACAACGACGCUGCGAAUCGCUCUCAUCAAGCUUCCGACUUUACACCCUCCGAGCAGCUCAUGGGUGGUCAUCAUCACCACCAAUCUCCUCCUCACAGCCCUCGCGCCACUCAAUCUCCCCUCAUGUUCGCUCCUCAGGUUCCGGUGAUUCCUCUCCAAAGACCAGACGAAAUCCACAUCCCUAACCCUUCCUGGAUGAUGCAAUCGCCUUACGAAGAGGCUUCCAACGAGCAAGGCAUCCCCACCAUGAUCACUUGGUGCCACGGUGGUAAAGAGAUCUCUGUUGAGGGAUCUUGGGAUAAUUGGAAGUCAAGAAGUCGGCUGCAGAGAUCUGGAAAAGACUUCACAAUAAUGAAAGUGCUUCCCUCAGGUGUCUAUGAGUACAGGUUCAUCGUCGAUGGACAGUGGAUGCACGCCCCUGAGCUCCCUUUUGCUCGUGAUGACGCUGGCAACACUUUCAACCUUUUGGACCUCCAGGACUAUGUUCCUGAAGACAUUCAAAGCAUAUCCGGGUUCGAGCCUCCGCAAUCUCCAGAGGCUAGCUACAGCAGCUUGCUUCUGGGAGCUGAGGAUUAUUCCAAAGAGCCGCCUUUGGUUCCACCGCAUUUGCAGAUGACUCUGCUGAACUUGCCGCCGGCCAACCCUGACGUGCCGUCGCCGCUGCCGAGGCCUCAGCAUGUGGUUCUCAAUCAUCUUUACAUGCAGAAGGGGAAAAGCGGUCCUUCUGUUGUUGCGCUUGGUUCCACUAACCGCUUUUUAGCAAAGUAUGUAACUGUGGUGCUCUACAAGUCCCUCCAGAGGUGAUGCUAAUCAUCAUCUUUACAGGGUCUUAUCUUAGUUUGGUGUUUCUUAAAAGUUAAAACUCAUGGAGAAUGGGUGAGGGCACUAUAAGAAUUUAUUGUAAGGCCGGCAAAUCUCUGUUUUUUGGUUUUGGUUUGUGGCUUUUCAAGUUUGCACAACAGUUACCUGCAAGUCUUUAUAUUAUUGUUUUGGCUUUCAAA